GGCUUGGUAAAGUUAUAUAGUGGGGCUGCAGUGUAAAUGACUGGAACUCUUUCGUAGUGGAGGUAGGAACGAAUUAUUUACAGAAGAGACAGAAGAGAUCAGAAACACAAAAAUGGAGAAAGACGUCGAUGUCCUUGGGAAAUACAGAGCAGUAACAAAUAAACUGAAAAAGCGCUUCCUAAAAAGACCUAAUGUAGCAGAGGGUAUAGAACAAUAUGCUGCACUUGCCAAAUGUUUAAAGCAACAAGAUUGUCCACAGUAUGCAGGGUUUUGCUGUUUAGCACAAGCAAGAUGUGAGCAUACCCUGGUGAACGCAGCCGGAGAGGCACAGGCCUUGACAUCAGCUGCACGGGCAUUUCUGGAUGCCGAACUGGCCAACCGUGAAAUGAAAUGUCCUAGCUUUGAGGAACACCUCACUGCAGCCAUAAACUGCUUCAGUCAUGCUAUAAGGGUUUAUAUAGAAAAUAAUCAUAUCUCCUUGGCUGCAGCUCUCUCUAUAGAACUAGGGAAUGCAUUGAAGAACCUAAACAAACCUGGUGAAGCAAUGUCACAUUUCCAGAGAGCAGCAGAGCUUCAGUCCCAGAGUCCAUUGGAAUGUUUACACUCCCUCGGAUCCGUUGCCUCAUGUAAAAUAGAAACGAAAGAUUAUGAUGGUGCCCUUGGGGUUUUAACAGAAAUGGCCUAUCUUGCUCAGGAAAGGGGUGGGUCCUCCACGACUGGGAAGCCUAUCGGAGCUUACUGUGACAUCCUGGCACGUUGUGAGAUCACAAGAGUCCUCCUAUUGAUGCUGUUACAGCCCACUCCACAAAGGAUAAGACCCGAGCAUGCCCAGACACUGGAGAAAUACGCCUGGGAAUCCACGGACGACCACGCCACAGCCCAAUUUCUCUCAGAAGAUUUAUUUCUGAUGAUGCAAUCAGUUGUGAUGGCUUGUCAGUCCCAAGACUUUAUUUCUCUUCGUGCUUUACAGACAGAGUUAUGGCCCCUUCUGACGGGAGAACAAAAUGAACUGUUAUUUCAGAUCAUUAAGGAGCUGACACAUCCCUCAGGGGAAGGAGUGUGAUCAUUUCGAGAUUGGCUGUAUUAACUCUGAUCUGAUCUUUGAAUCUUGAUAAGAUAUUGAAAAUGAAAUAAUUGAUAAUUCAUUUUAAAAUGCUUUAUAUGUUGAUUACUGGGGAUCAUUCCAGUUAAGCAUGAUAAGGGGUUCAGGAAGGGAAGUAUGAAGGGAAUCAAUAACAUCAUUAGCUCUACACACAUCUACAAAAGUAUACAUCCCAGUUGUCUCCCCUGAAUAUGAGGUCAUGUUGUCAAUUGAUCUCAAAUUGUUUUUCUCAUUUAAUAUAUGGCUUAUGGAUAUAUGAAGAUGGUCCCCCAGAAAACCAAGAACUUUUUUGGGCAACACCCAUAUUUUAGAUCAUUUGAAGAUUCUUACUCUUUGAAUUAAAGAGGUUGCAUUUAAUUUACUUAAAGACCUCUAAUCAUCAUGGAAAUAAAAGAUUAAUUAUUAGCUGCAAUGUCCUUACAAGUGACAUAGAUAUUGUCAAACAGUCCUAGCUUUAUAUAAUGUAUUGUCCUAAAGUGCUAUUUCCUCAUAAGAUAAAUGAAUGUUUUAGAGGAUAGUUUUGUCUUGCAAUAUCUUUUGUCUAAAAGUGCUAUGUUUUUGUUAUUAAGUGGAACACUAAAUACAGAUAGAUUGCUACUAGUAUUAUUUCUUCUUUGUACUAGAUAUUAUAAUUAAUAUGUUUGUCUCGACAUUAGAUGUAGAAAAAGGGAAGCUUCAUGGAAUAAAUUAUCCAUUUUAAAACCAGUAUUUUGUCACUGAUCAUAAUAACUUCAACUUCAUAUUGAGAGGUCCAACAUUUUACACAUUCCUACAAGAUAUUUACACCGAAUUUAAAUUAAAAUGAAAAGAGAGAGAGAGAGAGGAUAAAAGCUUUAAGGAGCAUGAGAUUACCAGGCUAGGCGGUAAUGAUUUGUGGGCGUUGUGCAAUACGUGUUGGAAAGGUCAUGUUUUGUGUAAAUGUUGUAUGUGAUUAUAGCUCCCGGAUUUGUAUUUUGGAAUAUUUAAUAUAGAGCCAUGUUGUCUGAAAAUAGGUCAACACUGUAAAGAUCUUCUCGAAUAAAAUUUAUUUGUAUUCACCAAGA
Messenger RNA from Pecten maximus, 2145 nucleotides. RefSeq names its product 40-kDa huntingtin-associated protein-like. Lineage: Eukaryota; Metazoa; Mollusca; Bivalvia; Pectinida; Pectinidae. The coding region runs from base 113 to 1063 and encodes 316 amino acids. Gene Ontology annotation, molecular function: protein binding. Gene Ontology annotation, biological process: vesicle cytoskeletal trafficking. Gene Ontology annotation, cellular component: early endosome. The transcript has 13 exons. The record is from RefSeq and is a predicted model, not a curated record.